Molecule: messenger RNA, 927 nt
Organism: Phyllotreta striolata
Lineage: Eukaryota; Metazoa; Arthropoda; Insecta; Coleoptera; Chrysomelidae
Source: the annotation of a GenBank genome assembly
AUGGCAGGUGAACAAGGUAUUCCCAAUUCAUUGAAAUUCGCAUUCGGUGCGGGUGCAGGUAUGUUAGGUACCUGCUUCGUACAACCCUUAGAUUUGAUCAAAAACCGUAUGCAACUGAGCGGUGCCGGAGGUAAAGCAAGCGAAUAUAGAAACACUUUUCACGCAUUCUCUUCCAUACUCAAAAGCGAAGGAAUAUUUGCGUUAUACAAUGGCUUAUCAGCGGGUUUGUUAAGGCAAUUCACCUACACGGGUACAAGAUUGGGCGUGUAUACCUAUUUAUUUGACAUGAUGAAGAAACCAGACGGUUCCCCGCCAGGCUUCGCCCAGAAAGUAGCCAUCGGAAUGGGCGCCGGAAUAUGCGGAGCCUUCGUUGGCACCCCCGCCGAAAUUUCCCUGAUCCGCAUGACCGCCGACGGCCGUUUGCCGGCCAACGAGCGCCGGAACUACAAGAACGUCUUCGACGCCCUGUUCCGGAUCGUCCGGGAGGAGGGAGUGAUGACGUUGUGGCGCGGCGCCACGCCUACCAUAGGCAGGGCGGUGGCGGUGAACGGCGCCCAAUUGGGCACCUAUUCGCAAGCCAAAGAAAUGUACACCAAAGCUUUCAACUUACGCGACGGGAUACUCUUGCAUUUCGUAUCUUCGAUGACCUCAGGAUUGAUCACCACCAUCGUUUCGAUGCCUAUAGACAUUGCCAAAACUAGAGUACAAAACAUGAGGAUCGUAGACGGCGUGGCGGAAUACAAGGGACCAGUGGACGUGAUCAUGAAGAUCCUGAGAAAUGAGGGGGUUUUCGCGCUUUGGAAGGGAUUUACCCCGUAUUUCUUUAGAUUGGGCCCUCACACCGUGCUGACGUUCGUUUUCCUCGAGCAAAUGAACACGGCUUAUUACAAAUACGUUUUGGGUAAGAAAAAAUCUGGGGGAUUUUGA